Hibiscus syriacus is the source of this 3990-nucleotide messenger RNA. RefSeq lists its product as uncharacterized. Gene Ontology annotation, biological process: proteolysis. The record is from RefSeq and is a predicted model, not a curated record. The transcript has 2 exons. The coding region runs from base 1 to 3990 and encodes 1329 amino acids. Gene Ontology annotation, molecular function: aspartic-type endopeptidase activity. NCBI's taxonomy places the organism in Eukaryota, Viridiplantae, Streptophyta, Magnoliopsida, Malvales, Malvaceae.
AUGGUUCUUGAUGUCUCAUUUCCUUCUUCGUUGUUGUUGAUUUCUUGGUUUUCUUCUUCCUCUUCGUCUUCAUCGUCGGUAGUGAUAUCGGAUUGUGGAAAAGACCCAAAACACCGAAAAUCGAAACGAAUGGACUGCAGGCAUGUUAAGAACUGCAUGAUCUUUCUUAAAGCCAAGUGGCUCCAUCCAACUUGGUCUCUUGUGAAUUCUUUCAAUCUCUUCCAUGAUGAUUGUCAGCUUUUGCAUGAGUUUGUUUUAGACCUGACUUUGAUCUGCCCGGCGCACGUGACUUUGGGGGAGGUCGGUUCCGUGAUCUCGGAUCCCAUAUGCUUGUUUUUAUCCCAUAGAAGAUGGCUAGCUUGGCCACCACGUCCAUUUCUAGUGCUUGAUUUCUUAAGGAGACGGUGUUGGUGGCGCUUGUUGGGUUCCGAUGGCCUUGCAGGACUACUAACGUGCUUUGGUUGUCGUGAUCGUCCCUUUUAUGGGGCCACAACCGGGCAUAGAGGUGCCAGCGAGUUACAAAGAAUGGUUCGCACACGAAAUGGCGGAGUAACAAGCUCUCACAGAGGUGUAGAGCAGGAAGUUACUGAGCCGGUUGCACCAAGAAUGGUUCGCACACGAAAUGGCGGAUCGACAAGCUCUCACAGAGGUGUAGAGCAGGAAGCUACCGAGCCAGUUGUGCAAGAGACUGGUUCGGUUGAUCGACGGAAGCUAGAAGAGAUCGAAGCCGCACUAGCUGCCCUUAGAGCUCAUAUGAUAUCUUGUGAUCGUAUGAUGAGGAGAGUAGAGGAGACCCAAGAAGAUUUGCUUGAGACAGUGACUGAUUUGGGCAAUGAGGCAAGAGAUGCCAUAGGCGUGAUACAACUUGGGUAUGAUGAGCUGAAGGCUCAAGUCAGUGUGCUUCAGGCAGCGGUAGCUAGUUUGACCGUAAACCCUAUUGAAAGAGUGGGCACACGAGCCAAGAUCCCUGAUCCUCAACGCUUUGAUGGAGUGAGGGAUGCUAAAGAGCUUGAGAAUUUCUUAUUUGACAUAGAGCAGUAUUUUCGAGCUAUGCGGACGGAGUCUGAGGAAGAUAAGGUGGCAAUGGCUUCGAUGUAUCUAGGUGGUGACGCCAAGUUAUGGUGGCGGUCCAAGUUCAAAGAUGGAGUGUGCUCCAUUACGACUUGGGAUGCGUUAAAGAAGGAGUUGAAGACCUCCUUCCUCCCCGAGAAUGUUGAUUACAACGCUCAUAAGAAGCUAAGGGAAUUAUCCCACACUGGGACUAUACGGGAGUAUGUGAGAGAGUUCUCAACCUUGAUGUUGGAUAUAAAGGAUAUAUCAGAAAGAGAUAAGUUGUUUCAUUUUCUUGAAGGGCUCAAGCCAUGGGCUAGACUUGAGUUACAGAGACAGAAGGUUCAAGAUUUGACAAUAGCGAUAGCUGCUGCCGAGUGCCUUAAUGAUUAUAACGAUCAUCCUGGAAAGCGCAAGACGCCUUCUGUGAGUGGAGCUAACACCCAACAGGUUAGUGGGAACAAGUUGGCUCGAGGGGAGAAGACAUCGAGUUGGGGAGCAAAUAGAAGAGUCCCUGGAAGGGACCCAGCUCAAAAUAAAGUCCCUACUGGUCCUGGAUCGAGCAAUGGAGGGAAUAGACCCUCGUUAAGGUGUUUUCUUUGCAAUGGACCUCAUCGGGUUACAGAGUGUCCACAACGAAGUGCUUUUAAUGCCAUGGUUGCAACAACAAAGGACGGAGAAAGAGUGAACGCUCCGAUGGGAGAUACCGAGCCUGAGCCGGCUAGAAUGGGCUCCAUUCGAUUCAUAACUGCAUUACAGUCUCAGUUGAGUAACUUGAGGAAAGAACCAGAGAGGGGAUUGAUGUAUGUGGACAUCUCAGUAAAUGGGAAAACCUCUAAAGCUCUAGUCGACACAGGGGCCACAGAUACGUUUAUCUCUCCUGAGGAAGCGGAGAGAUGUAAGUUGAUUGUCACCAAGGAGGUGGGACAAAUGAAAGCAGUUAACUCUGCCACUUCAAUGAUAUGUGGAGGUGUGAAGAGGGUCAGUAUCAAGCUUGGGUCUUGGGAAGGAAGUGUAGAUUUCACUGUUUCCCAUAUGGAUGAUUUUGACGUGGUGUUAGGGCUCGAUUUUAUGAUGGCAUCCCAAGUGAUUCCUGUUCCGGCAUCAAGUUGUUUAAUGUUCAUGGGGGAGCAGCCAUGUGUGGUACCAGCUACGAUUCUCCCUCGUCCUGGGAAGAAGAUAUUGUCUGCUAUCCAAUUUAAGAGAGGGGUGAAAAAGGGGGAGCCCUCCUUCUUAGUCUUUCCAAUUUCCAAAGAGGAUGACAAUCUUGGCAUGGUGCCCAGGAAUGUUAAAGAAGUGCUGAGAGACUUUGAGGAUGUAAUGCCGGGUGAAUUGACGAAAGAGUUGCCCCCUAGACGGUUGGUGGACCAUGAGAUUGAAUUAAUUCCGGGAGUAAAACCUCCUGCGAAAUGCCCAUAUCGGAUGAGUCCUCCAGAGUUGGCAGAGUUGAGGAAACAGUUGGAUGAGUUGCUCCAAGCAGGAUUUAUUCGACCCUCGAAGUCACCUUUCGGGGCACCUGUGUUAUUCCAGAGAAAACAUGAUGGGAGUUUGAGAUUAUGUGUUGAUUAUAGAGCAUUAAACAAAGUGACUGUCAGGAAUAAAUAUCCCAUUCCGUUGAUUGUCGAUUUGUUAGACCAGCUGAGUAAUGCUAAGUAUUUCACGAAGUUGGAUCUCAGGUCGGGAUACCAUCAAGUGAGAGUGGCCGAAGGGGAUGAGCCUAAGACGACAUGUGUAACUCGGUAUGGAGCAUUUGAAUUUCUCGUUAUGCGUUUUGGACUAACCAAUGCUCCCGCUACUUUCUGCAUUUUAAUGAACCAGGUGUUCCAUGACUAUCUCGAUAAAUUCGUAGUCAUCUACUUGGACGAUAUAAUGAUUUUUAGCAAUUCGAUAGAAGAGCACUUGGAGCAUCUUCGGUUGGUGCUGACGAGAUUACGGGAAAAUCGGUUGUUUGUGAAGAAGGAGAAAUGUGCUUUCGCCCAAACGCAAGUCCAAUUUUUGGGCCACAUCAUUGAACGAGGGCGCAUUCGUAUGGAUAAAGAGAAGGUGAAGGCUAUCCAGGAGUGGCCGACCCCACAAAAUGUUAGUGAGCUUAGAUCUUUCCUUGGUUUGGCCAAUUAUUAUAGACGAUUCGUAGAAGGUUAUUCUCGUAGAGUAAAGUUACUCACCGAUUUGCUGAAGAAAGGCUGCGAGUGGGUUUGGUCCAAGGACUGUCAAGAGGCCUUUGACGAUUUAAAGAAGGUUGUAAUCAGUGAACCAGUGCUUACCUUUCCAGACCUGGAAAAACCUAUAGUAGUAAAGAGAGACGCAUCCGACUAUGCAAUUGGAGGCGUACUCUUACAAGACAAACAUCCCGUGGCGUUUGAGAGUAGGAAGCUAAAUGAAACUGAAGCGAGAUAUACGGCUCCAGAGAAAGAACUUCUCGUAGUAAUUCAUUGCUUGAGGAUUUGGAGGCAUUAUUUGUUGGGUUCCAAAUUUGUGGUAAAGACCGAUAAUACAGUAGUUAGCCACUUCCUUACACAACCGAAACUAACAGCAAAGCAAGCUAGAUGGCAAGAGUUUCUGGCCGAGUUUGACUUCAACUUUGAGCAUAAGGUGGGGAAUGCUUCGUACAAAGUUGACCCUCCUACUUGGAUGAGAGUUCACCCUGUCUUCCAUGUGAGCAAUUUGAAGCCGUUUCACACCGAUCCCAAUAUCGAUAAUCAGAGUAUGUCUGCCAGGGAGUCAAUCGGCACACAACCACCCUCACAGCGUCAUGUUGACGAGAUUCUAGCAGGGAGAAUUGUUAAGGUGGGUGGAAAGCAAAGACGGGAGUAUCUAGUCAAGUGGGGAGGCUUUGAUCAGGAAGAGAACACUUGGGAAAGAGAGUAUGAUCUCAGGGCAUUUAAGCAACAGAUUGAAGAGUUUCAGGCCAAGCAGUCGACGAGGACGUCGACAAAUUAG